Caenorhabditis briggsae is the source of this 150-nucleotide messenger RNA. The transcript has a single exon. The record is from RefSeq and is a predicted model, not a curated record. Lineage: Eukaryota; Metazoa; Nematoda; Chromadorea; Rhabditida; Rhabditidae. The coding region runs from base 1 to 150 and encodes 49 amino acids.
AUGACCAGAAUCAAUCAUAGUUAUGGUCGUUUUGGUGACCUACCUUUCCGGUCACAAUUGGGGUCCCUUUGGGGCUUUUCAGUUUCUUCAACACUUUUUUUCUCACUUCACUUUACACUGUCCAUCUUUUUUUCUUCUUCGAUCCGUUGA